Messenger RNA from Mauremys reevesii (Reeves's turtle), 1913 nucleotides. Its product is annotated as actin, cytoplasmic type 5. NCBI's taxonomy places the organism in Eukaryota, Metazoa, Chordata, Testudines, Geoemydidae. Gene Ontology annotation, cellular component: membrane; NuA4 histone acetyltransferase complex; synapse. The transcript is spliced from 2 exons. Gene Ontology annotation, biological process: cell motility; axonogenesis. The record is from RefSeq and is a predicted model, not a curated record. Gene Ontology annotation, molecular function: nucleosomal DNA binding; protein kinase binding. The coding region runs from base 169 to 1299 and encodes 376 amino acids.
GUAGGCGGGCCGUUAUCAUCAGCAGCCAAUGGGCGCACCGAGCCGGGGCCGGGUUUCCGGUUCCGGUGGUGAUAAAGCGGUGCUGGGCGCGGGCGCUACUGACUGCUGCGGGGAAGUUGCUGAGCAGUGCCGGAGCGUGUGUGGGCAGCCGGUGCAGAUUAAAUCAAAAUGGCUGAUGAAGAAAUUGCUGCCCUCGUUGUUGAUAAUGGCUCUGGGAUGUGCAAAGCUGGCUUUGCUGGGGAUGAUGCUCCUCGAGCUGUGUUCCCUUCCAUCGUGGGACGCCCCAGGCACCAGGGUGUCAUGGUGGGCAUGGGGCAGAAAGACAGCUAUGUAGGUGAUGAGGCCCAGAGCAAGAGAGGUAUCCUCACCCUGAAGUAUCCCAUUGAGCAUGGCAUCGUCACCAACUGGGAUGAUAUGGAGAAGAUCUGGCACCAUACUUUCUACAAUGAGCUGCGAGUUGCCCCCGAGGAGCACCCAGUCCUGCUCACUGAAGCCCCCCUGAAUCCCAAGGCCAACCGAGAGAAGAUGACACAGAUCAUGUUUGAGACCUUCAACACCCCAGCUAUGUAUGUGGCUAUCCAGGCUGUGCUGUCCCUGUAUGCCUCUGGGCGUACCACUGGUAUCGUCAUGGACUCUGGGGAUGGGGUCACCCACACAGUGCCAAUCUACGAGGGCUACGCCCUGCCCCAUGCCAUCCUGCGUCUGGACUUGGCUGGCCGUGACCUGACUGACUACCUCAUGAAGAUCCUGACGGAGAGAGGCUACAGCUUCACCACCACGGCCGAAAGGGAAAUUGUGCGUGACAUCAAGGAGAAGCUCUGCUACGUUGCCCUGGACUUCGAGCAGGAGAUGGCCACGGCUGCUUCAUCUUCCUCCCUGGAGAAGAGCUAUGAGCUACCUGAUGGCCAGGUGAUCACUAUCGGGAAUGAAAGGUUCCGGUGCCCAGAGGCCAUCUUCCAGCCCUCCUUCCUGGGGAUGGAGUCCUGUGGCAUUCACGAGACCACUUUCAACUCCAUCAUGAAGUGUGACGUAGAUAUCCGAAAGGACCUCUAUGCUAACACAGUGCUGUCUGGUGGUACCACCAUGUAUCCUGGCAUCGCUGACAGAAUGCAGAAGGAGAUCACGGCCCUGGCACCCAGCACAAUGAAAAUCAAGAUCAUUGCCCCACCAGAGCGUAAAUAUUCUGUCUGGAUUGGUGGCUCUAUCCUGGCUUCUCUCUCCACCUUUCAGCAGAUGUGGAUCAGCAAGCAGGAAUAUGAUGAGUCUGGCCCAUCCAUUGUCCAUCGUAAAUGCUUCUAAAGAGGGUCCCAGCAGGUGUGCUCAGCCUCUGCUGAUGGGGUUACACACAGUAUAAUUGUCAGGGCAAAUGUAUUUACCAAAUUGAGUAGUUACUUGUAAACUUUGCCCUUGAAAAGCCUUUCGUGUUGGACCAAUAUUGUUUGAUUUACUCACCUCCCCUUAUGUUUAACUUGAGUAUUCCUUUGAUGUACUGUGUAGUAACUAUACCCUGUGCAUCUUAAGCUCUGUUACAGGUUGCACAUGUGACCAAGGUUACAAUUCUCUAUUAGUGAAGAGAGAGCGCUACCUGUUAGGCUUUAGUUUUCCUGUGGCUUACUAGUGACCCUUUACUCCCCCACCCCCCAGCUAUAAAUUCCCUGGGGCUGGAGACUAGACUAAGGGUGGUUGACUUUACAAUGUAACUUUGAUGUAAUGGCAUCUCAGAAGUAGAUUUGUAACUAACCCUAAAGGUGAUAACUGUAAUGUCACUGACAGCUCCUUGUAUAAUGCAAACUAAUAAACUUCUGUGGUUUAAAAAGUUGUCAUAAUUGUAUGCCAGGAAUCACACAUGGUCUGCCCUCCAGGCUGAAUAAGCCUGGUCAUCUCACUUUUUUUAAUAAAACCAUCAUAUAUUG